Messenger RNA from Mucor velutinosus, 1953 nucleotides. RefSeq lists its product as uncharacterized. Gene Ontology annotation, molecular function: protein binding. Bases 1 to 1953 code for a protein of 650 amino acids. NCBI's taxonomy places the organism in Eukaryota, Fungi, Mucoromycota, Mucoromycetes, Mucorales, Mucoraceae. The record is from RefSeq and is a predicted model, not a curated record. The transcript has 4 exons.
AUGGCCAUGCUCAUGAAACCCGGUCAGCCCAUCAAGACGAUAGGUCAGAAUUUAGCUGGACUAUGGAGACCUUCGUUUGUAAAAGUAGAUCAGCGAUUGUACGUCUUUGGAGGUGGCGGCAAUGUUACCGAUGAUUUGCACUAUCUUGAUCUCAAAAACAUGCGCUGGGAGACUAUACAAAAUACAAGUGGCAUUCCACCAUGCAAGAGAUAUGGACACACUGCAACAAAAUGGAGAGACUCAAUCAUCGUUUUCGGGGGUUGCAAUGAAUACCAAGAAUAUUGUGGAGAUGUACAUAUCUUCAACCUUAAAACAUCGACAUGGCAUCAACCCAACAUCACAGGCAGCGUAUCUUCUCGCUAUCUACACAGCGCUACCGUGUUUGAAGACAAACUCAUUGUAUAUGGUGGGUUUGCAAAGAGCUCGGAUUGCACCUACGUUUUGGAUGAGCUGUGUGUACUGGAUCUCAACACCAUGGUAUGGACACGGUAUCACGAUAUGCCACCACGGUACAACCAUUCAGCCACGCUUGUUGGCAACAAAAUGUACAUUUACGCAGGCAAAGAUGAGCAGGGAAACACAGUGUCUGAUCUGUUCAUGGUGAAUCUCCAGAAGCUGCCUUAUACACCACAUUUAGUGCUCAGCGGCAAUCAACAUCAACAGCAACAGUCAUGCAGCAAUCGUAUGGUUCUCUUGAAAAGCCAACACUUUUGUGAUACAGCGUGUGGUAAAUUAAUAGUGUUUGGAAGGUAUUUGAACAGUAAUAAACAUCAACAGCAACAGCAAAAUAGUCCCGAGUCAACAUACAGCUUAUGGAUGUUGGAUCUGGAUACACUAGAGUGGGAGAAGCAAGAAUGCGACGGACAUUUUGAAGUUGGCGGUUGGAAUUAUUUCACCAUAGUCAAUGAAACAUCCGGCGAACAGACAGAGGCUCAAUCUCAAAUCACUAUCAACAACUUGCUUUUCCUUGGAAACACAGAUCCUUAUCGGCCUCAAGGAUACGAUCAUUUCAGAGAUGCGUUGAUGAUACACGGGGAAUCAUUGGGACUCUACGACAUUGCUGAGCCAAGAUUCACUACAGAGUUUGUUCAACUACUCAACAGCCCAGAGCUAUCUGAUUUCUCCAUCAUUGCAGCAAACGGAGAGGAGAUUUAUGUGCAUCAAGUCAUCCUAUUGACACGUUGGCCGCAUUUCAAAAAUAUACACAAAUCUGGCAUGUCGGAAGCAAUUGAACGAAAAAUGACUAUACCCGAACCAGUGCAAGUAAUCAUGGCAUUCCUCAAGUUCUUGUACAGUGAUCGACUGGAUGAAUCAGAACCUUGGCAAGUGGUCUGUGAUCUGCUGGUCAUGGCCAACAUGUAUCUGCUGCACAGACUCAAGAAGUUAUGCUGCGAAAGACUCUACAGGCGCCAUAUGGCCAUUGAAAGUUGUGGUCUGAUCUUUGAGAAAGCCAUUAUGGCUGAGGAAACUGGGCUCAAAUUGCUGACUCUUGGCUUUAUGUUUCAAAACUAUGGCUACAUCUUGAAAUCCAACAUGCUGAUGGAGUUGCCUCCUUCUGUGAGAGAGGAAUUUCUCGAGGCUGUGCCAGAGGAGGCGGUGCUCGAGGUGGGACGAUCCAGAUACAUUGCAGCAGCUGCUCCAGUCGCUCAGCAAUCCCAAUCGCAGCCGCAAAACGUAAUAUUCACCAGCAAUUCUGCUCAUCACAUCUAUGUUAGCAGCUCUCAGCCUGCAAGCGUUACUACGUCGUCUACAAGCUCUGCCACAUCAGCAAACUACCAUCACCAUCCUCACCACCACGUUCAUCAUCAUCGCCACCUACAAAAUGUCAAUUAUGUAACAUCCGACGUGAUACUAAGUCAACGCAGCACUCAAACUCCAAAUGAAUUGAUACCAAUCAACAACACAAAUUCUAAUACUGCAACUGUUAGUACUGACAUGACAGUAGAGGUUUAA